Molecule: messenger RNA, 765 nt
Organism: Hypoxylon fragiforme
Lineage: Eukaryota; Fungi; Ascomycota; Sordariomycetes; Xylariales; Hypoxylaceae
Exons: 3
Coding region: 1-498 (165 amino acids)
Source: RefSeq, a predicted model, not a curated record
AUGCAGAUUCUCUCGAUCUUGGCCUUGGCCGCGCCUAUCCUAGGUGCCGUCAUUAAGGACACUUCCAUUGACAGUUCCAUCAACGGAACCGUCAUCCGUGAUGACAUCAAGGUCCUCUGCGGUGCCCCUCCUACCACCCCGGACAACAACUUCCCGGCGUACCAGUACGCCUACCCUAUCGGUCUGCUCCUCAGCGGUGGCAGCCGCAAGUUCCACCUUGAUGCCGGCCCUGGCAACUGCAAGCAGGCCGCCUGCAACGCCGGUGGUGGCCCCGGUGUUUUUAUCUGCAAUGAUGCCACACAUUCGAUCGAUAUCCUGUACACUGAUGCUGGAUACUUUGCCCAGCAGGUCUACCGCCAGUGCAAGACCCGCCACGCCGACGGCGUCGACUGGGUCGAGAAGGGCCAGGCCUUCUGCCCCGACAACUGGAACGUCAUCCUCACUGACGUCGGCCCCAACUGCGAGGCCAGCACCCUGCCCCCCGACUCUUCUGCCUAGUCGGGCCCGCUACUUGGUUAAGCACUUUACCCAUCUGUUGAAGAAGAAAAGUUGCACGCGAUUUGAGUUGAGCACGGGAUUCGAGAACGGGGGAUAGUAGGUUGGAGGAGGACGCCUCUUGAUGAUUUCCUACCUGGCCUUGACAUAUGGGACGCUAGUUAGUUAGUUAGUCAGGUAGUGGGCGUCGACUCGAUUUCCGCCGAGAUGCCUCGUGAAUCCAAAAGUUAACGCACCUUGAUACACCUUUGUCGUGACUCUAAAUAGUGA